UGUCCUUCUUCGAGCGUUUGUCAAAUCCCAGACUGCCGAGACAACGUGGACUCGAAGCAGCCUCGCUGAAAGCUCCUCUCCCGGUCGGACAAGUGCGACUGGUGCACAACGAGGGCAGAGUUUCCGUCCGGCUAAUCAGGAGUCUUCGUGUUUUAUUUAUAAACUGCGCCGAGAAAGUAGCUUAGCGGAGCUAGCUGGGAGCUUCUGCGGGGUUGUUGCAUGUUGCAGGGGGUUGAGGAGCAGUAGUUAGCUUUAGCCGCCACCGCUCUGAAUUGUGCCGCAGGUCAGACUCAGAGGAGGAGACCUGCUCGUUGACGAUGACUGCAGAGGAGCAGACGGGUGAAGGACAACACGCCAUCCCGAUGGAGGGAGAGGACAUCACACCAAAGAGAGACGGGGGCGUUUUAAAGCUAGUGAAAAGGGAAGGUACAGGCACAGAGUUGCCCAUGACUGGUGACAAGGUGUUUGUACAUUAUGUCGGCACCCUCACGGACGGUACUCAUUUUGACUCGAGCAGAGACAGAGGAGAGAAGUUUUCCUUCGAGUUAGGCAAAGGUCAGGUAAUAAAGGCGUGGGACAUCGGUGUAGCCACAAUGAAAGUGGGGGAGUUGAGUCAGCUCGUCUGUAAGCCAGAGUAUGCUUACGGAUCUGCAGGCAGCCCACCCAAGAUACCCCCCAAUGCCACUCUUGUUUUUGAGGUGGAACUGUUUGAAUUCCGAGGCGAGGACAUAACUGAGGAUGAGGAUGGAGGAAUCAUCCGUCGCAUCAUCACUAAAGGCCAGGGCUAUUCCAAGCCUAACGAAGGAGCUGCUGUUGAAGUUACCGUGGAGGGCAUCUGUGAUGGAACUGUGUUUGACGAGAGAGAAUUGAAAUUUGAAAUCGGUGAAGGAGAGGGUCUUGGCUUGCCAGCUGGAGUGGAGAAAGCUAUCAUGGCUAUGGAGGAGGGAGAGGAGGCUCUCUUCAAUAUCAAGCCCAAGUACGGCUUUGGGAAUGCAGGAAAUGCAAAGUAUAACAUUCCUGGUGGCGCAAUGCUGCAAUACAAGAUUAAGCUGACUGCUUUCGAGAAGGCCAAAGAAUCAUGGGAGAUGAACACGGUUGAGAAGCUGGAACAAAGCAGCAUUGUUAAAGAGAAGGGAACACAGUAUUUCAAGGAGGGAAAAUACAAGCAGGCAUCGGUUCAGUAUAAAAGGAUUGUGUCAUGGCUGGAACAUGAAUCUGGUUUGUCGGAGGAGGACGAGAAGAAAGCAAAAGCUUUGCGGCUGGCUGCACAUUUGAAUUUGGCCAUGUGCUUCCUUAAACUACAGGAGCCAAACCAAGCCCUAGAAAGUUGUGACAAGGCUCUGGAAUUAGAUGCAUCCAAUGAGAAGGCUUUGUUCCGAAGGGGAGAGGCGCUGUUUGCAAUGAAGGAGUUUGACAUGGCAAGAGAUGACUUUCAACGAGUUGUUCAACUGUAUCCUGCCAACAAGGCUGCCAAGAGCCAGUUGGCUCUUUGUCAGAAACGUAUCAAGGAGCAGCACCAGAAGGACAAACUCAUCUAUGCCAACAUGUUCCAGAAAUUUGCAGACAGGGAUUCAAAGAAAGAAGCAGUGAAGCCGAAGAGUGAGAGCAAGGAGAAUGGCAAUGAUGAGAUGGAGGUCGAGAACGGGGAGAAGGAAGUUGCGAGUGAAGAGAAAGCAUAGAUGAGGGUGUGGCUGCAUUACGGUUCAUCUUCAGUACUUCAGACUUUUGUAACUUCAGCUGUUUGUGUGUGUGUGUGUGUGUGUGUGUGUGUGUGUGUGUGUGUGUGUGUGUGUGUGUGUGUGUGUGUGUGUGUGUGUGUGUGUGUGUGUGUGUGUGUGUGUGUGUGUGUGUGUGUGUGUGUGUGUGUGUGUGUGUGUGUGUGUGUGUGUGUGUUUGAAAUGUCUGUAUGAGAACGACUGUCACACAAGAGCACUGACUUGGGGCGUGUCUUCGCUGGCUUUCUUUGUGUCCGGGCUUCUUGCUACGGCAGCUAGCUGAGUGGGUGGGAGACUCGCCUGCCGACGUCAUGGGGACAUGGAUUUAAUGAAUUAAUCGAUUGCCACCACCUCACCCCUGAACCCCCUCGAUCCACAGCGUUGAACUGUGCACGUGUUUUCACACCGCUUUGGGAAAGAAAAAAAGGUGCAUCCUAACUGCUAUGUGCAGAAAUUCAAACUCACCCGUCAAGGGCUAGAACAUUCACCUUGCACCACCUUUCAUCGUUUACCGUUCUCACCUUUUUUUUGCCAUCCAUCCAAUCCAUCUCCUCAUGGGCCUUCUGAUCAAAUCCCGGAGUUGUGAUGGCUGUGUUCAUAGAUGUGACGUGUCUGAAUGUUAGUGUCGUGUCCCAUUGUAGAAAUGUAGCAGCACUGUGGAUAGGAGGAAUAACUAGACCUUUUCCUGGAAUAGCUGUCGGAGUUAGUCUAAAGACGGCGCUCCCCGUGGCCCAGAGGGUACAGGACUGUUCACAUUUGCUUUGAUUUUGUACUUUUUACCCCCGCCCCCCCAAGUAUUGUGCUCGUUAUUUCUGUAUUGUUCUCAAAAUGAUGAAUACAACCAAUUACUUAACUGGAAUAUGUGCAUUUUAAAGCAGCUACAGUAGAAAGGACCUUAAAUUAGCUUCUCCUGGACAAGCUCGAGUAAUAAACAGUUUAGUCUUAAUUUACUAUAAAAAGUACAUAUAUGAUCAUGUGCAUAUACGGCUCAUCAGAAUCAGUUUUAAUGCAGGGCUGUGGGUCGUGUGUUGAGUUUAUCUGUAUUUGUUGGAAACGUCACUGUCCUGCCCUGACAGAAGGAUAUAAUAAACGACUUACAAGUUGA
Molecule: messenger RNA, 2820 nt
Organism: Scophthalmus maximus (turbot)
Lineage: Eukaryota; Metazoa; Chordata; Actinopteri; Pleuronectiformes; Scophthalmidae
Gene: fkbp4
Product: FKBP prolyl isomerase 4
Exons: 11
Coding region: 318-1679 (453 amino acids)
Molecular function (GO): peptidyl-prolyl cis-trans isomerase activity; protein binding
Source: RefSeq, a predicted model, not a curated record